Molecule: messenger RNA, 3141 nt
Organism: Fonsecaea multimorphosa CBS 102226
Lineage: Eukaryota; Fungi; Ascomycota; Eurotiomycetes; Chaetothyriales; Herpotrichiellaceae
Exons: 2
Coding region: 1-3141 (1046 amino acids)
Biological process (GO): microtubule-based movement
Molecular function (GO): microtubule binding; ATP binding; microtubule motor activity
Source: RefSeq, a predicted model, not a curated record
AUGGCCUCCGACGGCGCCUCUUCGAUUUCAGUCACCGUUCGAGUCAGACCGUUCACUAUCCGAGAAGCUGCUCAACUAACAAAAUGCGACGACACAACAAUCUUCCUCGGGGACGGCUCGCUGGCUGCUGCCCCAACUCCAAAGCUCUCCCAAAAAGGCAUCCGGUCCGUCAUCAAAGUCGUCGAUGAAAAGUGUUUAAUAUUCGAUCCUCCCGAAGACAAUCCUGUGCAGAAAUUCUCCCGAUCAGUCGUACCCUCCGGUAAAAGAGUUAAAGACCAGACAUUUGGUUUCGAUCGAAUCUUUGACGAAAAUGCCUCUCAGGGCGAAGUCUACGAAGCCACUACAAGGCCACUGCUGGAUAGCGUCCUGGAUGGAUAUAAUGCAACGGUCUUCGCCUAUGGUGCAACGGGUUGCGGAAAGACUCAUACGAUCACGGGCACCGCUCAAGAACCGGGCAUCAUCUUCUCGGCUAUGAAAGAGCUGUUCGAGAGGGUCCAAGAGCAGUCGGGCGAAAAAAUUACCGAGAUAUCGUUAUCAUACUUGGAAAUUUACAACGAAACCAUCCGCGAUCUGCUCGUCCCCAGCAGCGUCAGAGGCGGGUUGAUGUUGAGAGAGGAUUCGAACCAAGCCGUCUCGGUUGCAGGCCUCUCGAGCCACCAUCCACAAAGUGUCGAAGAGGUCAUGGAGAUGAUUGUGAAAGGGAACGAAAUGCGGACAAUGUCUCCCACAGAAGCCAACGCAACCUCUUCUCGUUCACAUGCUGUGUUGCAGAUCAAUGUUGCCCAGAAAGACAGAAAUGCGGGCGUUGAAGAGCCCCACACAAUGGCCACUUUGAGCAUAAUCGAUCUUGCAGGCAGCGAGCGUGCAAGUGCCACCAAAAAUCGAGGCGAACGACUGCUUGAAGGCGCCAACAUCAACAAGUCCCUUCUGGCGCUGGGCAGUUGUAUCAAUGCCCUCUGCGACCCACGCAAACGCAAUCAUGUUCCCUACAGAAACUCGAAACUCACGCGUCUGCUCAAAUUUUCUCUGGGUGGGAACUGCAAGACUGUGAUGAUCGUCUGCGUUAGUCCUUCAAGUGCACAUUUCGACGAAACGCAAAACACUCUCCGAUACGCCAACCGAGCGAAGAAUAUUCAGACAAAAGUCACCAGAAAUGUGUACAAUGUUAACCGCCAUGUCAAAGACUACCUGGUCAAGAUCGAUGAACAGAUGGCACAGAUCAACGAACUAAAAGCUCAACUAAAGGACGCCGAGACCUUUGCUUUCGCCAAAUUCAAAAAGCAAAAUGAGAAGAAGGAAACCAUUGCGCGGGAAGGAGUCCAAAGGAUCAAAGCGGCAUACGAAAAUUCUGCGGUAGACAGACAAGAACGAACCAACAACAUGAUCAAGCUAAAGCAAAUAGGCCGAAGGAUUGCAAUGUUGUCUUCAUGGAUUUCUGCCUUCGAUGCAGUCUGUGACAACCUAGAAGAAGAAGACCUUAUGAAGAAUAUGCAGGCUGUGAAGAAGACAGCUCAGGGCAUCAUGAUGGAAUUGGAGAGCGGACGACAUCACUGCCAACAGAAAGUUCUGAAGAGCAGCUGGGAUCGGCCCAUGAACACGGCGUUGGAGCAUAGCUUGAAACAGCUGAAGGAAGUGGAUACAGGCGACAUGAUUGACUCGGAGAUGCUUCGACGCGAAGUGGAAAUGCUCAAGCUAAAUGCUGAGCGGGAAUCUUUUGCGGCUUUGGCCGAGCAAGACAAAAAUGGAGACGCACCCACAAUCCAAGUUCUCCUGCGAGCCCACUUUGAGACCAUCUCCGCCAUCGAAAGCUUGAAUCGGAUGAGCGUGGAGGAGGCGGUUGACGCUGCCACUCAGAUCCUGGGUAGGAUGAUCGGUUCCGCGUCUGGCGCAGCAUCCUAUGUCGUCAAACCAGAUGGAAGUCUUGCUCCCGUCGAGGCAUUUGCGCCGACCAAAGCAGGUACCCCCAAACGGCGCAAACAAAGUGUCAACAACUCGCUUCUGGAAGGAAGCCCUGUGAGAGCCAAGCCUGCAACGGUCAUGGCUACUCAUCUCACGGUGUCUCCAGCCAGACCAUCGCCUAGACGUCGGGGUCUGUUGGGAAGCGCAAAGAAGGGUAUCCAGAUAUCCUUUACCCCGAAGAAGAGAAAAGCACCUCUCAAGGGUGUCAAACGAGCUGUCAGAUGGAAAGACGAUAUUGAGGAUGGCGCACUUGCGGAGUUUGAGAAGACGCCGCAGAAAUUUCCAUCGUCGGACGAAUCGACGACUGAAAUCAGCAUGCCCCCAGUCUCAGACCUGACCUCGUCCUUCUCGAAACUGCAAACAAGUUCUCCCAAUUCCUCGCCCAUUCCUCCUCCGCCAGAAACUACUCUAAACAUCCAUCCGAAGGGCAGUCGCUUUCAAGCCGGGUUCCUUUCCAAGAAAUAUGACGGCUCGCCACUCGCCGCAAGCAUGAUGCCACCGAAGAUGACACCACUGUCGUCCUCGGACAGCGAGUCCUCACCACUAAGAGAAAUCGAUCCAAGCAAGGCCUCAAACCGCCGCUCCUUCGUCGCCAUGCAGCAAAGCAAAGAUGCAGCAGAAACGUGCGGUGACGCCGGUAAUAACUCCCAGGCAUCGAACUCAGACAGUGAAAAUCACAGUAGCACCGCUUCCGACAAGGAAGACGUGCUCAGGAUUCGCGAAGCAGUGAAACGCUCCUCGUCCUUUCGCCGAUCAGGCAUUCAUGGUUCUCGCACUCAACGCCGCCGCUCGCCGACUGCCGCAACCGCGGGAGCCGCUGGUUCCCCCACCAACGAGUCGAUGUUUGGCGCCGGCCAUGUUAGGAGAAUGGUGCAUGGCACAAAGAACGACCUUUUGAAGGAGAACGACGCAGGCUCUUGGAAGGUUGGCGUGCUUAGUCCCCGCGUUCAAGGAAUCGUUAGUCAUGGGAAGAGUUCUUUAGGGGCACAGUCGAAUCCUAUGCGACGGACGACCAUGAGUGGGAUGGAUGUGCGAGGCAAUGGGGUGCCCAACGGUGCUAGUGGUGGUCCUGACCGGGCGGGAGGAGUCAGGCUCUCUUCUGUUACGUCUGGCGCAAGUGGGCACGGACAUUCCGCCAGUAGAGGGAGUUUGAUGCCUACUGGGAAAGCGGUAUGGCGUUAA